Messenger RNA from Callorhinchus milii (elephant shark), 1383 nucleotides. RefSeq names its product GTPase HRas. The coding region runs from base 254 to 823 and encodes 189 amino acids. Gene Ontology annotation, biological process: Ras protein signal transduction. The record is from RefSeq and is a predicted model, not a curated record. Gene Ontology annotation, molecular function: GTP binding; GDP binding; GTPase activity. NCBI's taxonomy places the organism in Eukaryota, Metazoa, Chordata, Chondrichthyes, Chimaeriformes, Callorhinchidae. The transcript has 6 exons. Gene Ontology annotation, cellular component: plasma membrane.
AGGGGUGGGAGCUGCUGCUGGUGGUGCUGGUGGUGGGGAGGGGUUUCCCAAAACCGUCGCUAUGUUUUAUUUCGCGAUUUGCGACUGAUUUGACUGACUGCCCGACCACCUCCUUAACUGCUGCUGCGGCUUUUUUUUUCUCUCUCCACCACCGCCAUCUCCCUCCUCCUCCUCCUCCCUCCCCUCUCCCCUCCCCUCCCCGUUUCUUCUUAUUACACAGUUUGUGAGGUGACAGACUGAAGGGAUCCUGAGGAUGACCGAGUACAAGCUGGUGGUGGUCGGGGCUGGAGGCGUAGGAAAGAGCGCUCUAACUAUUCAGCUGAUUCAGAACCACUUUGUGGACGAAUACGAUCCUACAAUAGAAGAUUCCUAUAGAAAGCAGGUAGUUAUUGACGGAGAGACGUGUUUGUUAGACAUUCUGGAUACAGCGGGUCAAGAGGAGUACAGUGCGAUGAGAGACCAGUACAUGAGGACUGGCGAGGGCUUUCUGUGUGUCUUUGCAAUUAACAAUACAAAAUCCUUUGAAGAUAUUCAUCAGUACAGAGAACAGAUAAAAAGGGUAAAGGAUUCAGAUGACGUCCCUAUGGUGUUGGUGGGAAACAAAUGUGACCUCCCAGCACGCACCGUGGAGGCACGACAGGCACAGGACCUGGCCCGGAGCUACGGGAUUCCUUACAUUGAAACCUCAGCCAAAACGAGACAGGGAGUGGAGGAUGCCUUUUAUACCUUGGUUCGUGAGAUCAGCCAACACAAAGUGAGGAAGUCGAACCCUCCCGACGACAGCGGCCGAGACUGUAGCAACUGCAAGUGUGUAAUAUUGUGACCUGCCUGCUACUGCGACCCAUGAUUUUUGUCAGCACGAGGGCGUCUGCGGGAAGUCACAGGUCUCUUUGAAGAUUGAUACACCGUGCUGGUGCAAGAAGACUGGGGGAAUGGGUGGGCAUGGGAGGGGGAGAAAAAACAGCCCGCAAGAGAAAAGGAUGGAAAGCCUUGGGGGGGUGGGUGGUGGGGGGAGGGGGGGAGGAGGUAAAAGAGAGAAAGAUGCAUAAGGAAAAAAAAUUCUAUAGAAAUAUAUCCACUCUCUGCAAAAAAACGCUCUUACCCGGGAGCCUUUCAUGUGGCUGCUUUCUCGCACCCAACAGUUCAAUUGUACAGAGCCGUAGCCUUAUUUUAAAUCGCACUAAAUUAUUAUCCUUCCCUCGUGAUCGUGUUUAAUUGCUCUUCACCCCAGUUUGUCGCGACCUCUUUUGUUUUAUACUUCGAAAGGGCUGUUGGGGAACCAUGUUUCUCUCUUUCUCUCUCUCUCUCUCUCUCUCUCUCGCGUGUGCGUGCAGCCCUUUAUUGUUGUACAUAGAUCAUUGACUGUAAAGUGACUGGAUCUUG